Molecule: messenger RNA, 3230 nt
Organism: Cladocopium goreaui
Lineage: Eukaryota; Dinophyceae; Suessiales; Symbiodiniaceae
Source: the annotation of a GenBank genome assembly
CUAGGCCAGCGGAGGAAAUCCCAUGGCCGGCAGCUCGAACCAUGAAUCGGAAGGAGUUGGUGCAAGAACUGGAUGCUUUGCAAGACAAGUUCAAGCUUCAACAAAAGUAUGGCAGAUCGGUGCAGCCCGACUCUCGCCUACCAACUGGUCCAGCAGCACUUCGGGCUGCCGAGGAGCACCUGGCCAGCAGAUUGCCAGCCUCACGUGCAGAACGGGCCUUGGAAGAGAUCACUCAUGGCCAAGCCAUGUGGCAAAAGUUCCAGGAGCAAGCAGAAGCUGACGAGAAGAGCAAGGAGCUUCACGGCCCCAAUGGCAUUGCUCAGCGGAAGGAUGGCUUGGACAUGUCCUUCCAACAGCUGAUGAGUGAUGCUUCCCGUAUGCGGUCUCAGCUGAACGAGAUUGGCCUUCAACUGGGCCGCGGGGGCCGGGACAAAGCGCUGGAGCAUUUGAAGCAGAACGCAGUGCCACGCGAUUUGCAGGAUGAGUUCCGGGAACAGCAAAAGGUUCUACUGGAACAAAAGCGGCUGCUGGAACAGCUUCGUCACGAACGACAAGUGGCUGCUGGGGACCAGUACUGGCUACAUCGAAAGAACAGGCUUGACCACGAAGACAAUAUAGUUGGCAAAGAAGGAGUUGAUCCAGCAGUCCCUCCUGAAGAGCUGUUGGAGGCUCACCAAAGAAUGCGAGCUAAUCCGGAAGGCGAACGAAUCUAUGGCUGGAGUGAUCCCCAAGUAGCCGUUCCACCGCAAGACGGUUAUGUUUGUGCGGAGAUCUUGCAAGUCUCAAGAAGGCAACAGCCCGGAACCGUGGCAGAGCUUUGCAUUAUCGACAAGGCUGGAGUCACCUUGGCACGCAGCACCGCUGAUUUCCCUGACGAAGUUGGUGAGCGCUGCGUGAUGACAGUAACGAUUCCAGAAGCCAUUGCCGCAGGAAAUGCCACUGCCGAAGUCUCCAUUCUGGGCCCGAAUUGGCAGAACAGCUUGAGACUCCCUCUGUCAGAUCUCAGUAGCUGUGUGCAACUGCAAGACUACCAGAUGGAGGGGGAGAAGCCGUUGAACGUCAGAAUGAGCCUUGUGUGUGUAAGACCUCAAAAUGAUCAAGGGCAUCGUCUUCAAGCCUCUCGAGUUGUCGACAACCCUUCAGUUUGUCCUCAUUCUGACUUGCCGGGCUCUUAUCCAGAACUUCCUCCCUCGGAUGCCUUUCGCCGGUCUCAAAAAGCGCAGUGGCAGGAACAAGGCUGUCCGGACUACAUUCAUGGAGUGGAUUUAUCCUACAAUCUGGCGACUGAAAACGAACGCCGUGCAAGAGCUGUGGCUAUGCGAAAACGAGCUCCUAUCAGGGCACAAGAAGAGAUAGCAACGACACCAACGUUUGAGGCUGAGGACAUUCCUGGAUCAACGGAGGAGCCACCGGUCAGAGGUGGAUUUUUUUCUGGAUGGGAAGAGCCCAGUGAUUUUCGGUCAAGGGCGCAGGGAAGCUCUUCACAGUCAUCCAGAUGGGACAGAGAUGACCUGUCCGAGUUGGGUUCGCGGAAUGAUCCCUCGCGCUCCUCGCAUGGAUUUGCUGAAAGGGGUGUCCGAAGAGGCCCUGAGGCAGAUGUCAGCCUGACACCACGCAAAGCCAACGUGUCAAGCCAUGGCUUUGCAAAGCGUGGUCCUGUGGAGGACUACCAGCUGAGUCAAGCACGAGGAGGACUUCGUCUGGAUGCCGUUGAUAUUUAUCAGGGUCCUUAUCAAGAGGUGGUGACUUCCCCGGCCUUCGGUGCUCCAAAUGAGAGCCAGCAAAUGACAAGGCAAGAUGACUCGGCCGAGCACAGUCGUUCGCCUCGCACGAAGAUCAAGAAAAAGGUUGCGAGGCCAUAUGUGCAAAGUGAAGAGGCAAAUCCCCGAAACAUGGAAACCGCAGUCGCUUCAACCUGGACUUUGCCAGACUUCCCAGCCUUCGCUGCAUUCGCUGGGUUUGGCACGCAACAGGAGCCUCAGGAAGAGGAGAUUCCAGCAGCCCAACCAGAGUCUGAGCCAAGUUUCUUGACAGCCUUGACGAUGCCCUUUGCAGCCUUUGCAGGCUUCGGAGAGGAGGCGCAGGCGAAGCCGCCAGCGCCAAAGCCGCCGCCUCCAAAGAAAGUCCCACAGAAGCCGGUGAAGCCGAAGGAAUCUGCCAAGGCAAAGGCAGCCAGAGCCGCCAAGGAGGAGCUCAAGUCAAUGACCCAGGUGGGUUGGCAGCCAUGGGCCAUGUAUGCGGCUGAUGAGGAGCCAAUUGAGAACCAGGACAGCGUUGUUUUGCCGCUGCGUCCGCCGCACAGCGCGAGAAAUCUCAACCAGCUCUAUGGCAAAUUGCUGCACAGGCAAAGAGAUGGCAAGCUGGGACACCGCAAUGUGGGGCAGGACGUUCUGGAAUUUGCAGCUCGAGUUGCAAAAUUGGAGACGCUUGCGCCAAACUUGCAGCAGCACGAGGAGGAAGAAGUGAAUGGAGCAAACAAGAUGAUGACAGCUUAUGCUGCAUUGCUGUUAGACUCCCUCCAGCAGUACAAAGACAGUUCGGUCUUGGGACUGUGGAUCGUGGAGGCAUUGACCACGCUGUUUCAUGCUGGAGGGGCAGACCAGCAAGCAGAGUUUUCGGUGCCCUUCUUCCAUGCAUUCGUUGAUGUCGGACUGACAUUUCAGAGCGACGACCUACCAAACCUGCACAUGAGAGUCCUACAAGGCCUUGCAGAAGUUGCUAGUCCAGACUGCAGACUCUGCGAUCCAGGCUUGCUGGACUAUGUCUUGGAUCAGUUGGAUCAGAACCGGAACAAGCUGAAUACCUUGACUACAGAGCAUGCCUUAGCGGUUCUUUGUAUGCUGCGCUCUCCGAACCGCGUCAAUGAGCAGCUGCGGCACUGCCUACUGGUCUUGCGGGGCUUGAAGUCUGAAGAACAUCUUUGCACCCGUGCCAUGGUGACGGCGGCAGAGCUCUACACGGUUGUGGAUAGGCUAGUAGCCAAGGAGCGGCAGAGCAGGGAACAAGGCAACUUCUAUUCCAGCACCUUCGAUGACGCGGCGCAAAGUGCUUUCCUUGCUGAGCGCGGCAUUCCUCAAUCUGGCGUAGAUGUCCGUUUGGUCGCCACCGUCACUAACCAUAAAGUUGAGGGUUGUACUAUGUUGUACUAUGUUGUACUAUGUUAUACUUCAGACAGAUUAAACAGCAUGGGGUUGUCUACUUGGAGGAAGGUUAUAGUUAGUUAUAUUUAG